AUGACGUAUUUUGUCUACCGUUCACUCACGCCUGGAAAAUUGAGAAUUCCACUGGUUCAUCUCAAGCCUACUGCCAGCAGCACUCUGGACAAUAAUUCCUCGCACGAAAUCUCCACCUUGCCGUCUGCUGAGUCAUGCCUCCCUACAUUGCACUAUCUUACGCUUGGGGCGAUGUCGAUCACAAACGUGCGAUCCAACUCAACGGACUACCCUUCCUGGUAUCCGAAAAUCUUGAAGUUGCGCUUCGACGAUGAAGUCGAGAGAAGCGAGCAGGUGCAGCAGAUGGGAGAGAUAUAUGAGCGAGCGACUCCCGUCAUUUCUUGGUUGAGGCCAGCUGAAGACGACAGCGACUUCGCCAUCGAAUGGAUCCUAAAACUGCGCCAUCUGCUCACACAGCUUGAUGAACAUGGUGAAGGGAUUAUUGGCGGGGAACUAGAGAUGUUUUUGGCGGAUUUGAGGAUGCAAUUCUCAACGACGAAUCCAGCGCUUCUCAAACUCUGCAACUCUUUAUGGCACAAGGUCGAUGCAUGGUAUUCAUGUGCAGCAAUUCUACCGUUACGGAAGACACAGUAUGUCGUCUUCAAGAGCGGUUUGAUAACGCCGCAAACUUCAGAGGAGCAAGCCAUCUUUUCAAUCAGCCCUCGCGAAUUGAUCAACGUCCUGAAGACUCGUAGAACAGAAGCAUCGUAUCCGCUGAUUCAUUUACCUCGAACUCAUCGCCGAUUUGCAACUGCAGAUCUGCGAGAUAAAGUGUUUGCUCUACUGGCUCUGUCCAGGGAUGCAGAAGCACUUGGUCUUCUUGCAGACUACCGUCAAACCUGCAACGACACUUAUAUCAACCUUGCAGCCAGACUCAUUGAAGAAGACUAUACCGAGAUGGGCUACCAUCAUGGGUUCCUGAUUGGCAGCAUCCGCUCGACCUUUUUUCAGCUGUUUGUAGCCAAGUUUCUCAGCUGUAUGGUGCUACUUCUUUCUAGCAGGUUUCUUGGGAAGAUAGAAGAGGUGGGCAUGAUCUGGGAAGUCGGAGGGAUUAGCAGGUGGUUACGAGACUUGAAACCUUUUUCUAACCUAGUUUACAGCGACCGCGAUACAUUUGAGGAACGAAGAAGCGCCACGUAUCGUACCGCCGUUGCGGAUCAAGAGGUUAGACAAGGGACCAUUAAGCCAAGGCUUUCACAGAUGAUGAUUGACAAAGACUUAGUGAGAGAUGGCUUAGGUGAAUACUGCAUUGGCUCUUACGACGUGAAACGCGGAGAUUACGGACUGUUCUUAGGCCUUUUUGCUUCCUGCUUUCCGAAUUCUGACACGGCAACAAGGAACAGGGAAUUGCACGCCGCAAAGGCUCUUGGUGGCGCGUCAAAGCAGCAAGCAAAUUUCGCAGAAAUGUGGGGUGCCGCAGCCAAUGACAAAAACCGCACCUCAAGAUCUCAACAACAGCUUGAAGGAAUAGGCUAA
Molecule: messenger RNA, 1455 nt
Organism: Lindgomyces ingoldianus
Lineage: Eukaryota; Fungi; Ascomycota; Dothideomycetes; Pleosporales; Lindgomycetaceae
Exons: 13
Coding region: 1-1455 (484 amino acids)
Source: RefSeq, a predicted model, not a curated record